UGUCUGCUCCCGCCGACCUCCGAUCCAUUGGAGUCCUAUAAACCGAGUGCCGCAGCAGGAGGCAGUCCUAACCUUGCACGAAUCGUAGCCCAUACUGGGCCCGAAAGGCCUCCUGCACCGCACGGGAUCUACCAUCUACGACGCCCCAUGGCGGCGACGGCGCGGCUGCUGCUCCGCUCGCUGACGCUGAGGCGGCCUCCUCUCGUCUCCUCCUCUCCGGGCGCCCACCCCGCCGCCGAUCUCCUCCACCGCUGGCCCACGCUGGAUGGGCAGUCUGGACGUGAAUUUUGGGGCAAUCUUCAUGCAGUCUUCCUGCGGAGAGGGUUUGGAGGAUCGCAUUCGUCGUCGCCGUCCAAGACGCCUCGCCGCAUCGGUCUUGGGGCGGUAGCCAAUGCGCUCUCCGCAUCCUUUGUCUGCGCUUUCCCCCCUUUUAACCAGACAUCGCUGCCACAUGACCACGGAAGCAACAGCGAGAAGAGACGGUGCACCUAUGACAUUAUCGCUGUUAAUCUUCUGGUUUAUGUGGCAGAUAUAGCAUUGAAAAGGAAGCUUACUAUGUGGGGAGCUAAGGACAACGACCUGAUCAGCAAAGGGCAAAUCUGGCGCCUGGCUACACCAGUUCUUCUUCAUGGACGUCUUCGUCACAUUGCUGUAUUUGUUCUUGUUUUGGUUGAGAUUACAAUUAUACUACUCUGUUCACUAAUGAGUUACUGGUUUACCUCCACACCUGGUAUAGGUGCAUCUGGUGCUAUCUUUGGAUUGAAUUGUAAAUACAGAUUGAAGAUUGCAACUUUUAAUGGGACGUUGAGCUUCUGA
Molecule: messenger RNA, 816 nt
Organism: Triticum aestivum (bread wheat)
Lineage: Eukaryota; Viridiplantae; Streptophyta; Magnoliopsida; Poales; Poaceae
Product: RHOMBOID-like protein 10, chloroplastic
Exons: 6
Coding region: 148-816 (222 amino acids)
Cellular component (GO): chloroplast membrane
Molecular function (GO): serine-type endopeptidase activity
Source: RefSeq, a predicted model, not a curated record